Sitodiplosis mosellana (orange wheat blossom midge) is the source of this 861-nucleotide messenger RNA. Its product is annotated as vitellogenin-1-like. Gene Ontology annotation, molecular function: lipase activity. Lineage: Eukaryota; Metazoa; Arthropoda; Insecta; Diptera; Cecidomyiidae. The coding region runs from base 1 to 861 and encodes 286 amino acids. The record is from RefSeq and is a predicted model, not a curated record. The transcript has 7 exons.
AUGAAUUACGUUUUGAAAAUAAAGGAUCAAAGUAUUGCCGUGCCUUUGAGCGAACCAUUGAAAUUGCUUAGUUUGAAGGAAUUCGAUUCAAAAUUUCCACUUGUAAUUAUGAUUACUGGAUGGACAACUAAUACUAACAAACCGAUUAAUCAUGCGCUAGAUGUGAUUUAUGCAGCCUAUCGAUGCAGAGGACAUGUUAAUUUUGUGUCCAUUGACACAGGUCGUUUCAUUGAUACUCUGUACACGUGGAGUGCAGUCAAUACCGAGGAAAUAGGAAAAAUUAUUGCUGAUUCAUUGAAAGACUUAAUCAAACGGUACCCAGUUGAAAAGAUUCACUUAAUCGGUCACUCGCUUGGAGCGCACAUUGGUGGUUCCAUUGGACAAAAUCUUAAAAUCAAAUCGGGCAAAACAUUACCGCGCAUCACGGCGCUAGAUCCAGCUAAUCCAUGCUUCAAUUCCGAAACAGAUCUCAAAGGUUUGACACGUUAUGAUGCAAAAUUGGUUGAUGUAAUUCACACAAACCCAGGCGGCUUAGGAAAGCGUGAUCCAAUUGGUGCGGUGGACUUCUAUGUAAAUGGUUUGUUCCCGCAUCCACCAGGCUGUUUUACCAUGAUAUGUGCACAUUUGCGUGCAGCCGAUUUUUAUGCCGAAUCAGUUUAUCCAGGCAACGAACGAAAUUUCCUGUCCAUCGAAUGUGGUGCGCUGCUAACAUUGAAUACACACUACUGUUCGAAAAAUGAAUAUCCAAUGGGCUAUGCAUUACCACAAAACAUUGGUGGCAUUUUCUAUUUGAAUACAAACGAAGAAAGCCCGUAUGGCAUGAAUGUAACUAAAGAUUUCAAACCAGUUUGCAUUGAGUGA